CGGUCCCGGGAUGCUGGAGCGCGCGGCCGGGCCGGAGCCGCCGCUGCCGGGGGGCAGCGCCCGUGGUUCCGCGGGGCGCGGUGUGUGCCUGGGUUGGCCCGUAACCCAGUUAGGGAAGCAACAUGUGCGCUGGGAUUUGGUGCUGGGCUGUGUCAGCAGCCUGGCUCCCGCAGAUGAAAUGUAUUCGUGGGGUAUUUGUGCUGUUUCAUGGGUUUCGUGGCCGCUCCUCUGAGUUCGUUCCACUGGAGGGCUCCAGAGAACCGAAAUUCACACAGCGGCAUUUGCAAGAUACCUGGACCAGUAGCUUGGCAAACGCAGGGUGUUUUUAAAUGGAUUCUCAAACAGAUGAUGGGUUUGAAAGCCUUUUUUGCUUUCAGCACUUAUCCCUGCACUUUCUCUGUACUUCAUUAGACAAUCCCACAAAGUUGUUGAAGUGAAUUUUAAUGGGAUGUGCUAGACUUUACGGUUAAGGAUGGAGACUCAAAAGUGGUCCAAGGGCUGGAACCACUCUUCUGUGAAGACAGGCAGAGAGAGCUGGGAUUGUUCAGCCUGGAAUAGAGAAGGCUCCCGGGAGGCCUUAUUGUGGGCUUUCAGUACCUAAAGGGAAUCAAAGGUACUCUCGUACAUGAAAAAGAUGGUAAAAGGCUUGUUAGCAGGGCUCUGGGUGAGGGACAACAAUAUUAAACUGAAAUAUAGAUUUAGACUGAGCAUCACGAAGAAUUUGUUUAUGAUAAGGAUGGAGAAGCUGUGGAAUACUUUUCCUAGGGAAGUUGUGUGAUUGGAAGUGUCCAAGAUCAGGUUGGACAGAACUUUCAGCAACAUCAUUUCAUGCAGGAUGUUGAACUAGAUGGUCUUCAAAGGUCCCUUCCAACCCAAACCAUUGGAUAAUUCUGUGAUAUGCUACCCCAGCCGAAAUUUCCUAAGCUUCUGUAACAAAAGAUAAUGCAGAGUAUUCAGCCACCUUGGUUGUUGUUCAUUUCUUCUCUUAUAGUUGACACCUGUAAAUGUUUUCAGUCUAUUGGAAGGCGUGGGAUGCAGGAAACAAGGGUUUCCCUAAAGGCUUUGUUUUGAAGCAGUCAGCCACCUUUCAGAGAGGGGAAUGGUGGUCUUCAAAGCAUAAAGCUUGUCUACCAGCUGACAGUAUUCCAACAUCAUUUUCCAUAGGCAGGGUUACAAAUACCAGUGCAGUCUAGCCAACACCUGUACUGUUGGUAGGAGUAAGACACCUCUUUUUGGAGUGCAGCUGCACUAAAGAUGGCUCUGUGGGGGUGACAGAUGCUGCAGCUCCCCUGACUGUAGAACAGAGGGGAGCUGAAAGUCUCUGCUUUGUCCAGGCACAAGCUGCUGGGAUUGCUGACAAGCUCCUGGUUUUUAAUUUGUUUGGUACAGCAGCAAACCUUGUGUCAUCUCUGCUGUUAGGCCAUGACAAGACUUCCUUUGUCCCAUAUGACAUACAAACUCCUGCUCUGAUAAGAAUGCUUUCUAUAGUUUGGGCUCAGGGGUCUUGUAGGGCUUAACAGUCCACAAAUUUAGCACAGUUCCACAAUUUUUUAGUGGUUAACUCACCUUAUAAGCUGUAGUGGUAGAGUGGAGUUAUAACCAUGUUUGAUUUUUAGUUAAGUGCAGGAUUAUGUAAAGAUUCAAUGGGGAACAGGAGUGUCCAGUCUCACUUCUUUUCAUGGCUGAGAUAUGGUGAUUCUAAGUCUGCUUUUGGUGACAAAUAAUAUUUUGAGUAGAUUUUAUUAAAGUAGUCUUGCUUUCAUCACUAGCUGAUCCCUUAUUAAGUGAUAACUGUAUUUAUCAUUGAGGUCAAUAUCUGCUCAUGACUAGUGAGGAGCAGUUGUUUAUGUGGUUAUUGGCACUAUUAAGUUUUGUGCAGAGCAUGUUCAUUGCAGAGGAAGUUGCAGAUGGACCAUUCACUUCAGAAAAAAAAUAAUGCUGAGUUACAGGGCUAAUUGAAAAUCCUGCAUCAGGACUUUCAGUGGAAUGAUACAUGAAAAAAAUAAUCAGAUUGGACUUCCCCCCCACCCCCAACCCAGCACAGUUUUGACUUAAACUGCUGAAGUUAUGAUAAUGUUUCUGUGGUAGUUAAUGUUCUAGCAGUGAUUUUGUUUUGGUACUAUAUGAUAAUCAAAUAAUGUAUUUAUCUUUAUGUGUUAGAAAUAGAAAAAAUAAGUAAAUGGUACCUGGAUGCCAAUAUCUGGUCCUUUUGCUCUUUUAAAAAAGACUUGUGUUCAGCUCACUGGGUGUGUGGAUGUAAGUUUGAAUUGACAGACCAUGGAAGCUGUGCUGCUGGAGUGACUCCCUGAAGAGGAUUUCACACUACUUUUUUUUUUUCUUUUAGUUUAUUUUUAAAUUUGACCUUUGUUCAUGCUGCUUCAUCUUGUUAGCAUUGUAAAUAUUAGUCAGACAUACUGAUGUGUGAACCAGGUUCUGGGAAAACUUCAUGGAUCCUGAGCAAGCUGUUUUCAUCAGUUCUUUUUCUGAUUCUGUAUUUCGGAUCUCAGUUACACAUUUGAAAAGUGUCUGUUCUUCAGUCUGAGAAAGAACAGUUUUAUGUUAAAAAAUGCAGUGGAGCAAAUUUUAGUGAUACACAACUAUAAGUGAGCUGGAAGAUUUUACAUGUUUUUUGACUUGUCAUCAUGCUAACAGAUCCCAGCAGGCACAAAAGUAUAGCUUCUGGCUCUCAAGAGGAGAAAAGGUGCAUAGUAUCUGGGCAUGAAAUACUGGGAACAGCUUAGGGUGGUGCCCUACCUGAUGGAUGGAAGUUUUUGGCCAAGUGAAAGUGUAGUGAGUGAAACAUAGUAGGCAAGACAGUUACUGUAACUUUUCUGAUUUAGUGCAGACUUAAAGCACACCAUAAAUACUUAAUUAUCUAAUCAACAGCUGAGUGUAAUAUAGUAGUAAAUAUUAAUUCUUACAAGUAAAAUGAAAGCUGGUAUGUUUUUGAGUGAUGGAAUGCAUUUGUUCUGACUCUGAGUGAAUGUGUCUGCAGCCCCUCUGUAGUAACUUGCAGGGUUUGUUCCUAUGUGAGUGCAUAGGAUACAGCACUUUUCCAGACUCCUACAUCCUUUUAACUGCAGAAGUGUUCUGACUUACCUGGGUCUCCUAUGCUAAGACCCCCACCUAAUGAUAAUUCUUGUGAUACCCUUUCUGCGUUAAAUUUUUCUUCUUGGUAGCGGGGCUCCUUUGGGUAUGCAAAGCUAUUUUUCAUUUGCAAUUCUUUUCAGUUGCACCUCUUAUGUAUAAAUUCUUACAGAAAAGUAUCUUUUAUUCCAGUGGCACAGUCAUGGAAGAAGUGCUCAGUUUACAUUUCCUUCCAGUUAGGAGCACUUUGAAAUAGACAUCUCUGGAGUUUGUACCGUGUGUGUCCAUUACUGACUUUGAAUUCCAGUGUGGUUGGAUAUUGAUAAUACCAUGGAUGAGCUGCUCUUUGUAAUUCCUUGGGAGAGCUAUGAAGCUGUUGGUGUUGUAUCCCCAGAAUAUUUAUCCACUAGUCCUUCCAACCUCAUCGAUGAUGUCUUUGCUACCAUGGCCCUGUUGAAGCAAUAGCACAGUGGGAGGAAAGUAAGGGGGGAAACAGCUCUGCAGCAACACUUGUUCAGUUUGAGCUCUUGGAGGUAUUGGCCUUAUUCCUGCCUUUCUACUAACUGCUUUGAUCCUGGUGUGGUGAAUGUAGGGUUAGGUUUAUCCUGCUUGCAACUGAACGGUUCCACAGAAUUCAUCAUGGAAACUCAUCAUGAGCUUUCAGUCACUGUGCUAAAACUUCACAGUCAGUAUCAGCUACCUUGAAUGAAAAGUAAAAGCCUUACAUUAAAAUAAGGCACCCACAUGAAAGAUAAAGAAAUCAGGCUAUUGAUUUCAAGGAGCUCUGCUCCUGAAACAUCUCCAUUUUCCUUUAGGUUUACCUUCAGAGCCUAAAUCUAUAUGAGAUAAAGAAACUCUGCCCACAGAGUAUGUGAUGCUUUUGAGAUGCUUGAGCCAGUAUUCAUCUCAAGAUGUGUUGUGGAUGACUUCUGCAGCCCAGGUUCUACAGGAGGCAUCAGAGACUAAUGUGCCUUUGUGGUUUCAAAACCAGUAAUUGCAAUUUGUUACAAACCAGGACUCUUACCUCUUAGGGUUUUUGUGUAGACCUAAAUAUAGUCAAAAAGUCUUGCCUGCACUGUCAGGUUACCUUAGAGGAUGUGGAACAUCUCUAAACCCUGAGGUACAAAGACUAGCUGUUUAGGGAUUCUCCAAGUAUGCAUGAUGGCCUGCUCUUUCAGCUUCCUUGUUUAAUUAGAUGAUGGAUAUUUCUUUGCUAAAUGCCAUGCCUGUUUGGAAUGCCUGCAAGACAAAUCUUUAGUCACCAGAAAAACUCCUGCAGCUGUGUGUUAAGAGUUCAAUUUGCAAGUUAAACUUGUCAGGCCAUCUUGUGUCAUAUAUUGACCUGCUCUUCAGGAAUGAUGAGUAGCAUGAUCAGAAAAGUGAUGCAACAGCCUCCCCUCAGCAUCAGAAUGCUCUUGAUUUCUGUCUGUGGGCUCUGUAGGUUCCAGAAUCCUUAGUCUGCCUGUCUUCAGGGUUGAAUAAACCACCAGGGUGUGCCCUGAAGAUCAGGUCCAGUGAUACUGAUGUCGCAUGUAGGAAUUCGUAACCUUGAUCUCUUCAGCUCAGGACACAGCAGAAGGUGUGUGCCACUCUCCUUCUAGUGACAGCUUGACUCCUAGGCUGUCUCCUAAUUUCUUGGAGUUGAGAUAGUCUAGCUUCUAACAAAUCCUUGAUUUCAUAUUCCAAAGAUUACUUCUUUCCUCAUUUGUAAGAUAUUUCACUUUCAUGGAUUUCCUGGCAAGCCAUUCAGAAUCUCUGAAUCUCUUCAGUAGCUGCUGCAGAAGCUGUUGAGCUGUAAGGUGUUCUGCAUGGUUAGGAUGGUGGGUAACAUUGAUAUUAGGAAGAAGCAGAUUGGCAGUGAUGGGAGUUACUUAGAAGGAGCAAGAAAGCGUGAACAAGAUGCACUCAUCAGGACAGCUUGAUAUGGUUAGUUAUCUUCCUGAUGCUUUUCUGGAGCUGAGCUAACUUCCUAGGUCUCUGUGCUUCUCAUCUUGGACUAGCUGCAUGAAUUGGAGCAAUUCAGUUUAUCCAUUAGCUGUAUUAAAUUUUGUUUGGGGACUGAUCUUGCUUAUCUUUCCAGGGGAAAUUUCUUGAUAUUUUUCAGUUCUGCUGCAGCCAAUGUCAUAAGGCAUUUAAGGAAGAUAGUAUCUCCAGGGUGACUGACAAGCAGGCUUUGUCUUUUGACGUUUCCAAGACUGAGCCUCGCUCCAUAAGACUGCUCUUCUCCAGUGUUGAGAGGUCAGAGUGCAGCUAGCUCUGCACAAGUGCUGUUGAACUGGGAGUGGAUUUUAGGAGCUUACAUUAUGAAACUGCCUAGGUAGGGUUGUCCAAGGAAUCUGAGUGAGCCUGUUGCUGCUCAAGUUCUGUUGGUGGCCUUGUCUAAAAGAUGGCCCCAUCUUUGACAUCAAGGGCCUUCACUAAGCACUGUGCCAUUGGCAAGUUCUCAGGAAACCAUGCUCUGCUUCCUGUUGGUGUGGAAAUAUGUAAUUUGCUGCAGGAUAGCUGUGUUCUGUGGGAAGUGCUUGGAGGAGUCUCCUAGACUUAAAGGUGAGCUUGUGAGUUAUCACUCAAGACUCUUUACUGGUAAGUACCUCCUAAAUGUGUGCUUUCAGUGUGUGGUGUGUCUGGACACAUCAUACAGCUAUGUUGGAAAAUACCUUAUUAUGCUAACAAAUAGGUUGAAGGAGAUGCCUUUUUUCCCUGAAAGAACAGGUUAACAUUGAGGUGUAAUUUGUAGUUGAGAUGCAUGUUGUAAUCAAGGAUGGGAGUGGAAAGGUGCCUUUAAAAAUAUGUUCUUUGUCUUUACACAAAGAAAAGUUAGUUUAAAUACAGUGGUAGAGAGUUUGACACCACAUUUAAAUGUUUCUGAGUGCUGUGCUAUUGGCUCUCAGAGGCUGAUGAUGAUCAAGGUAAGUCUUGUCUAUAUUGCUGUCUCAGCUUUUAUCAUCAGCACUGGAGCCCUCACCAGCAGUCCUGUCAAGGGUAGCACAUUUUCACACCAGUAGUUUACUUUAAUAAGACUUCAGCAGAUUCUAGUCCAGCCUUUGAAUAGAAAUUUAAAAAGAAAAAACCCCAACACUUGAAAGAGCAUAUUUCAGAACAUGUUUGCUCUUAAGAACUCCUGCAGGAUUUCCAGGUAUCUUGUGAACUUUCCAUAAUCUGUUAAAUACGUGUAACUGAAAUUAAAUGUGAGUUGAUGGGGUGCUUUUCUCAUGUGAUUGUGCUUCUGUAUAAAACAAAAAGAAUCCUGAAUUGGCUUCUGUUUCUUCAUUGGUAAACAGAUUUUUAAUAGAUUCAGGUUCCUGUACUGUGAUCUGACAUCAGGGAACAGCUCUUGAAGCACCAAUAAAUGUUCUUUUGUUUAUUUGUGUGUGUAUGCUAGAGAGAAGGAAAGAAAAAAAGGCUAUGUCCAAUUGAAUUGGAGGGUAGAACAGCUAAGUAAAAGAAACUUAACCCAUCAUUGUAAAGGAGCGAUAGUAUCUGCAUUUUCCUUUGCGAGUAGGUGCCUACAAAAUGGAUCCAUUCUGUAAACCUGUUGCAUUUCAACCCUGUUGUAUGUACUUGUCAUGUCAGAACCAGUAUGUCUUAAUGACUUCUCAGUUGAAACACCCCUCUGUUACUGUCUUGCUAACCUUUGAACUGAGUUAAUUUUAGCCAGUAUUCAUCUCCCUGCCCUCCAACUUCAGUAGAAAAUAAAGUUUGUUUCGUUCUCAUUUGGAUGCUCUGCUGUGUAUUUGGCCUUAGAUCACUGGUGGGAAAUAGAGCUCUCCAUUGUAUUAGGUGAAGCCUUUGUUUCAGGUGAUGCUGUUUUGGGAAUUUGUAAGAAAUAAAAACUUGUUUAUUAUUUGUGUGGCAGCAUCCUAAGUUAAUUUUGUCAGUGCAGAUUUUAGUUAGUAGGAGAGAAUUUUGAGUCUCUUUUCUCCAUUAUUAAUUACUACUUGUGUCUGAGGUUGUUUCUUGUCAUACACAUUAGUCCAGUUGUUUCAAGCCUAAGUUACUGGUUUAGUGGGUGAGAGGCAUUGUUUGUUGAUUUUGGGUUUCUUUCUUCCUCCCCUGCCUUGGUAUAGGAAGUGAAUCCCUUGCAGUAAUUUUAAAAUUACUGCUAACAGGCUACAUUUUCUCCACUGUGUUUUAUGAGUUCUUGUGAAGUAGUUUGUGCCCUUUUCUCUUUAUGGACUCAGGUUCAAAAGUGUUGUUUUGGUAACUCACAUCUGGUUUGUUCAUUACUGUAUGACUUGACUUGAUCUGUUUUUAUUUUUGACACCUUUAAAAUAUCACUAGGAAGGAAACUGUCAGUGAUGUCUGACAGGACAAUCCUGAGAUUCUGUUGAAAAGUCCUUUCCAUAUUCAGUAAAGUUUCACAAGCAGAAUACAAAGUUUCAAUGCCUUUAUGUAAAAAAGAGUAGCAUCAAAUAGCACAAGUGCUUGUUUUAGUUACCUUUUAGAACAUGACAGCUGCAAAUGAGGAGCUAAAAACAGGUUGGGGUUAGCCUCUGAAACUUAAAAGCAGAUGGAAUUAUUAGCACACAUUAGAAGUGCUUAGCAAAAUAAUUUUUGAAGACAAUGAACCAUUUUUAAAUGCUUGUAGCCCUCCUCCUAGUAGAUAAAAAAAUUAUAUCAAGUACCUUUUUCAUGUUUACCUUGUACCAGUUAGUGAAAACUUGGAGAAAAUGCAGGAAAAUAAGUGGAGAACUAAAAAGCAGGGGAGUCUGUUUCCCACAAAAUGACGAUGUCCUGCUGUUCCAGGUGACCAUAAAGAGAGAGGUGCUGCAACUAACCUCUUCUGUUCAAUGGCUCUGAGCCACACAUUUAGUCUUCAGUAUUAAAAAUUUUGAAUACAUGACUGUCUCUGUCCCCUUCUCUUUUAGCCUGUAUAUGUUAAGAUUAUUUCUAUAUACAUUUUAAGGUGUCAAUUUUAUUCCUUCCAUAUCCAAUUUGUGUUUCUGUAAAGCAAACAUUGCUCAAUAAGGAAGAUGUGUUGAAAUAAAUAAAAAAUUGUUUUGGACAGUUUUCACAUCAUAUUUGGAAAAGGGCUUCUGCAUGUACAGUUGCAUAAAAAAAGUGAUGUCAUUGCUUAAGUGUUUGUGUAGUACAUAUUUCUGAUUAGUAACGAAUGUUUUUACACUGAAUUUGGUAAUAAAGCUGUGUGCUUGAAAGCCAGCAUAUUUUAUAGUUACCAACCUAUGAAAAUCAGCAUUUCUUCAGGAAAACCAUAGAAGUACAAAUCCAAUAUAGAAUUAAGAUGUUACAAACCAGGACUUUCUGGUGGAAACCAAGCUUUCAAAUACAGUUCACAAACUAAAAUUAGCUGCUUCAAAUAGCAGUGAUUUUAAAUUAGUUUGUUCUGAGUGGCAUAAAUUGAAUUAAUCAAAUGUUGAACUUCUUCAGGGUUUGACACUGUUGUUGCUGUCUUGUCAUAAUGUUGUGCAUCAAAAUAGAUCCCAGCUCUAUGUCUUGACCUAUUGCUUUGCACUUCCCCACCUGAUUUCUCUCCCCAGAAUAGAAGUAAUAAGAAGAAAUAAUCUCUCUAGGGCAAGUUGAAGAUUGGGCCAUAUUAUGUUGCAGAGCAGUGGAUCAGCAGCUAUCUGUGCUAACAGCUAAAGCCCAGCAGUGCUUUUUAUUCUGGCCCUGCAGCCAGCUGGCACUGAGGGAAAGCCUGUGACCUUCCAAACUACACUGGACAGGUGUGAACUCUUGUGGGCUCCCAGGUCCGUGCAACACCUGGGAUGUGCUUGGAAGCACCCAGGGAGUGUGAGGUGGCCUGGGUCAGUGCUGUUCUCCAGUGAGGACGUGGUGGGGUCCUUCAGCACCCCUUCCUGUAGGGAUGUGGGCUUGGCCUCAGUGCCUAGGGCAUAAUAACCUGCUGAUGGGGCAGCCAGGAGGUGAAUGAAUGCUGCUGCUCUCUGAGGUCACUGCUUGUCUGCUUUAUCCCUUGGUCACCAUUUCAGGUGCCACUUGGUACAGGGCUGCAAGGUAAUAUAUCUUUCCCACAAGAUUUAUUUGAAUAUUCACCCAAGGCAGUAAUUGUCUUGAGGGCAAGUUCUACUGAGAUGUGGAGGCAUUUGUUGUCUUAGACCUUAUUUAUGAUCUAAACAGGUACUUCAGUUUGUCCGUAGUGAGGAUCAAGGCCUGAGAGUAAAGAAAAAAAAAAGGCAGAAUACUAAGUUUCCAUUUCAAUUGAGAAAUAGAUAUACAAUUGUGUUACCUGGAACAUGUUUAAAAAAAUCUGUAAUACUGCAGAUUUUAGGACAGAGAUAGAACAAGUCCAGUAAAAAUAAAUCUCAUCUAAUCCUACCACGUAAAAGCUGUGUGUAGGAGGUUCCAGUUUAGUUGCCUUUGUAGAAGUGGUCUUAAUAUUGUUACACUUUGAUAAGAGAAAUUGGUAUUUAACUGUGUAAUUUGCAUUCAGUUAUAUGCAAAGCAGUCUUAUUAGUGAAAAAACCAACCUUUUGCUGAGUUUUAGUGUAAUUCUACAAAUUUGUUGCAACAUACUAUAUGUUGAGGUAAAAAAAAUGCCACCAGAAUUAGUGAAAUCCAUGUUGAUUAUUGCUAGUGGGAUUUAAUAGUUGGAAACAACGGGAGUGGUACCAUGAGGCUGUGUACUGCAGUGGUGGUCUGAAACCCCAAUUCUUAGAACUUCUAAUAUGUAAAUAAAUUUAUUUUGACAUUUGAAAGAAUCUUUAUUCCGGAUGGAAAGAUGAACUGGGGGAAGGAAGAAACAUUUACUUACCUUUUUAUUUAGGGUGAAAAUAGUAUUUGCAGUUACUUCCUCAUAUCUAGUGUAUGAUAUAUGUGUCUAGGAAUACCUGGAGAGCUAGUUUAAGGGAUCAGCUAAAAUGUUGCAUUAAGUGCACUAGUAGCCACCCAUACACUCAGCUGGUAUAAAAAAGUUAAUUUCCUAGGUACAGAUAAAAAUGUGAAUAGAAAGAGACAAGAGAAAGGGUGCUGUCUUCACUUAUUAAAGGUUUGGAUAGCAUAAAAGUAUUCAUGAAAUGGGAAAAAGCCUCCAUACUUAGUUUGGCAAGCAAAGAUAGUGAAAAUAAUGAAGUAUUAGAUAAUUUGCACAAUACUCCCCUGUUGCCAAAGUUGAUAUGGUCAUGUUUGAACCCCCCCCUUCCCAAAAUGCAGCUGAAGGUUUCAGAGCCACAGGUGUAAUUUUUGUAUAGUGUUUAUAGUAAGUCAUCUACAGUUUUUCAGAUAAAGGAUUUCAUUUGACAGAAGUAUGCAAAAUACAAGUUUGUGUUCAUCUCUGCAUGGCCCAGUGCCCCUGAUGUUGAGUGCAGCUCUUUGUGUGGUGCACUUUUGUGGAGUGAUGCUCCCUGCCUAUGCAGUCAUGCAGUCCCUUGGGUGAGCUGGUGAGCACAGGAUGCCUUUGUGAGCAGGUUCCACUCCAGCAGCUUUGUCCCUGUGCCGAGAGCAGGCUCUGUCUGCGGGGUGUGUGUGUCCCGCUCCCUCAGAGCCACUGGGGCAGCUCCUGGCUGGCCACCCAAGUGGCCCUGGCUGCUUUGAACUGGUUUGCUCUGAAGCAGAGGGCUCUGUUCAUCUAUUCUGUAUUGCACUUGGCUGUGAGCCACGACUGGGUCCUGUAUGCUGCGCCUGUGACCUCAGGGAAUGAAUUUUUCUCUUUCUUUUACGUUUGGAGUGUUUGAAACUACCUACAUGCUUGAUGUUUUAACAGUGUGAACUCAGGGAUUGUAUGUUAAAUUCCAUGAGGAUAUAUUCCAUUGAAUGGAAAGCCUGUUGAGAAGUUCUUAGCAGAUUGUGUAGGGCAGAGAGGGUCACACUCAGUGCAUUCCUACCAUACUGGUUUUUGGGAACAGCUUCUGGAGUGAAGUGUUCCCAGAACUGUUCCUAGUCUUUGUCUUUGGAGAAGCUGUUUGGAGCAGUGCAGGUGGCUGCUCUCAGGUCUUCCGUGUGUAGCAGGUUAGGCGUGUGCUGGAGGUACAAAUGACUGGGAGGAGCUGGUGUGCCAUUGUGGGCACGCCUGCCUGGACUGCUGUGCCUCAGCACAUUGACACAGAGCUGGCCUUGGAGCUUCCCUGCAAGCAGGCUGUGGAGCUCUGCUGCUGCCAUCUGGAGCCAGGGCUGCUGCUGCCUGCUCAGUGAGGAUAUAUACAGCACACCAAAAAUUGUUUCUCAUGAUUUUAAGGGGCGGUGUGGUAAUUGUGUGGUCCUAUUUACUUUUCUUUCUCGGAUUUUAAGGUCAUAUUUAGAAGUUAAGAGUCUGUACAAUGCAUAACAUGCAUGCGGGCACUGUCUUGUACCUGUGCAGUUCUCCUGUGCAAUCAUUAACAAUGUGUUUUACCAUUUGGUGACUUUUGUCUUGCUUAACAGCCUUGCAUGACACUUGUUUGAAGAAAUACACAUCUUUUCCCUAAGAAGUAGGCAAAGAUACCAAUCAUGCCUUUUAUAUUUUGACUUGCUUUAAAUUGCAUUUAAUGCCGGUUGAGAUCUUGUCGUACAAACUUGCCAUAUCUCUCCUUGAACAUCAUUUGGUAGUUAAUUUCUUUGUGAAAAUACAGAGAAAUCAUACUAGACUCCUGAAAUCUUACAGUAAUAUUUCAGAUAUUACUCCAAAAGGAUGAACCAUUUCCUCCAGCUUAAAAUAUUAAGCCAGCAUUGCUUCAGCUUGCUUUGCAAGGCUUAACUAUAUCUGCAGUUAUGUAAGUUUCAGUUAUGUGAUAUUUCAUGGGCAUCUAUUUAAACAUACAACUAUUAUUUUUAGUUGAAAUAUAGACUAUAUAAAGACUUAAAAGAUGUGGGAUCAAGGUGGACAACCUUGGCAGCAAUGGCCUUUGAACCAACAGCAGUGGAUGCAGUCAUUUCAGCACCAGCAAGAUCCAAGCCAGAUUGACUGGGCUGCAUUAGCUCAAGCAUGGAUUGCUCAGCGAGAAGCCUCAGGGCAACAGAAUGUGGUGGAACAACAAGGAAUGAUGCCAAACGGACAGGAUAUUUCAGGAAUAGAGUCUGGUCCAAACAACCAUAAUAAUUUUCAGGGGGAUCCCAAUUUCAACAGAAUGUGGCAGCCAGAAUGGGGAAUGCCUCACCAGCCCCCUCACCCACCUCCAGAUCAGCAGUGGAUGACUCCAACCCCCCCAGGUCAAAUGGAAAUUGUUCCUCCGUCAGAAGACAGCAACAGUCAGGACAGUGGGGAAUUUACUCCUGACAACAGGCAUAUGUUUAACCAGAACAAUCACAACUUUGGGGGACCUCCCGAUAACUUUGCAAUGGGGCCAGUGAACCAGUUUGACUAUCAGCAUGGGGCUGCUUUUGGUCCACCUCAAGGUGGAUUUCACCCACCUUACUGGCAGCCAGGACCACCAGGGCCACCAGGUCCUCCAGCACCUCCUGCACCUACUCAGAAUCGAAGGGAAAGACCCUCAUUCAGAGAUCGACAGCGGUCACCUAUUGCGAUGCCUGUGAAGCAGGAGCCUCCGCAGAUUGAUGCUGUGAAGCGUAGAACUCUGCCUGCCUGGAUUCGUGAGGGCCUGGAAAAGAUGGAAAGAGAAAAACAGAAAAAAUUGGAAAAAGAGAGAAUGGAGCAGCAACGUUCACAGAUGUCUAAAAAAGAGAAAAAGGAAAGUGAGGAGGUUGAAGAAGGGGAUGGCCCACGGUUACCUCAGAGAAGUAAAUUUGACAGUGAUGAGGAAGAUGAAGAUGCUGAAAACACAGAAGCUGUUAGUGUUGGGAAAAUCAGCAGGAGUCCAUCCCCAGCUCCUCAAGAGGAGCAAAGUGAACCAGAAAUGACAGAAGAAGAAAAGGAAUAUCAAAUGAUGAUGCUGACAAAAAUGCUGCUGACAGAGAUUCUCUUGGAUGUCACAAAUGAAGAAAUCUAUUAUGUGGCCAAAGAUGUUCACCGUAAAGCAACUAAAGCUCCUGCAAAGCAGCUGGCACAGUCCAGUGCACUGGCUUCCCUCACUGGACUCGGUGGACUGGGUGGUUAUGGAUCAGGAGACAGUGAAGAUGAGAGGAGUGACAGAGGCUCUGAAUCAUCUGAUACUGAUGAUGAGGAAUUACGACACAGAAUAAGGCAAAAACAGGAAGCGUUUUGGAGAAAAGAGAGAGAACAGCAACUACUACUAGAAAAACAGCUAGAAGAAGAAAAGCUACAAAAUGAAAAAGUUUCAAAAGAGAUGAAUGAAUUUAUCAACAAAGAACAGAAUAGUAACUUAGCAUCACAGGAGGCAAAAGAAAUUGAAGCAGAUAUGGUUCAUGAAAAGAAGAGAUCUCCAAAUGCAGUCGCUCCUGAUGUAGAACUCAAGAAAGAGGGUAAAGAGAGGACAGGAAGGAGUGGGUCAAGAAGCUCUAGCAGUGGUAGCAGCAGCAGCAAUAGCAGGAGCAGCAGCAGUAGCAGCACAGUAUCCAGUUCUUCGUAUAGCACUAGCUCAGGUAGCAGCCGCAGCACUUCACGUUCUUCCUCUCCCAAGAGGAAGAAGAGACACAGUCGCAGUAGGACGCCGUCACAUAAAGUUAGGCGCAGUAGGAGCAGGAGUUACUCCCACAGAAACAGGAGAGAGAGGAGUAGGAGCAGGGAGAAAAUAAGGGAAAGGAGAAGAUCUAGUAGAAAUCACAGUGCUGAAAGGGGGGAGAGGCGGAGAAAUCGGAGUCCUUCGAGAGAGAGAAGCUGGGAUAGACAUAGAAGCGGCAGCCGCUCCAGAGACCGGCGAGCCAACCGUGCGAGCCGCAGCAGGAGCAGGGACAGGCGUAAAGCCGAAGAGCAGCUUAGAAGCCCUACUGGAAAUAGGCACAAACAUAAAAGUGAGGGUAAAGAUCAAGAAAGGAAGAAGGAGCAGGGUGGAGGUGUAGAUAAAGACAAAAAAAAGAACAGAGAAAGGGAGAGAGAUCAGGAAAAAAGAAAAGAUAAGCCCAAAAAAGAGGAAAAAGAAAGUAAGGCUGGCAAUCAUGAUGACAGUAGAUUAAAGAGAAAAAGAGACAGCGAAAGAACUUUCUCUCGCAGUGAUUCAAUAUGUGUGAAAAUAAUAAGACAGGAUUCCAGACAAGAAAGCAAAAAAGUUACUACCAAAGAUAGCAAAAAACGAUCAGGCUCUGAAUCUAGUGCAAGGAGUAGUUCUGAAUCACCAGGAAGCAGUAAAGAAAAGAAGUCUAAGAAAUCGAAGCAUAUUCGGUCAUGCUCCAUGGAGAAAUCUCAAAGGUCUGGUAAGAAGGCAAGCCGCAAACACAAGUCUAAGUCACGAUCAAGAUCAACAACUCCUCUUCGUCGUAAACGCUGAGGAAUUUAUGGCACCAGUGCUAUGACGUUUAAAAAUUCCAUGAGUUAUAAAAGGCUUGUCUCAUUAUAGAGGCACAUUGUGGCUAUGUAGGUGAAACCAGAAUCCUUUUUUUUAUUUGUAAAUAGGUGUAUUUUUUCCAAAUGCUGCUCAGAAUAAUAGGAUUUCUUUGUAUUACAUUUUUUCAAGAACGGUAGUGCUUAUUAAGACUAUAAAACAGGCCAUUCUCUUUCAGCUGUAAUGUUCUUAAAAUUACUAUUGAAUGUACCGUGAUGUCAAUAAAGCUCUUUAGUUCAUUUUUUUGUUUAAAAUUCUUGCACCUGAAUUUUGUGGUAAAUGGUAGAAAGUACUUAAAAAAAAAGAAAAAGAAAAAGGCAGCUUUUUUGGUAUAACAGAUUUUUAAAGUACUUGAAAAAGAUUUAACGUGAAACACUUGUAAUCCAUGGACAUUAUAAGAUUACUUUAUUGGGGGUGUGGAAGAACAGAGAAAAGGCAUCUUAUUUUUCUUUAGAUAUGUGUAAUAGGUUUUUUAAUAACCCUUUUUUUUUGGUCUAGCUGGUACGAUAUGCUGUUUGUGUAAAAUAUGGGUCACUGUAAUACAAACUAUACUUAAACAGACUGAACCCCAUUAGGAAUAUGUGCGAUUAACUGAUCUCAUGUGGCAGUGUUAAGCUCUGGAACUAUAUUCCUCACCCAGUUUUCAGAGAGAUCUUUGGAUGUUCAGGCAUAUUACACACAUCUCAGAAUUUCAGAUGUUUUUAUGGAGCAUGUUUAUAAACAUCACUCAGUACACAUUGGAAAACUGACAAUAGGUUAACUUUACAUUUUGGCACAUGUAUUAAAUGCGUAGUGAAUAUUAAAGCUGGUUCUUAGUGUCACAAGAAUUAUGACUUGUGUAAAGCUGAUACAUUGAUGUAUUAGCAAUGCCACUAAAUUUUUGAUUUUAAUAUGACCAUAAAAUGAAAGAGGUCACUGAUUACCUGUUUAAGGAAAUUGACUAUUGCUAUUAGAAACAAGAGUGUGAAAUAAUAGAAAUUAAAACAAACCAACAAUACCCAACUCUAGGCCAGUGACUGUUACAGAAGAACAUAAAUUCAGGGAGAGAUCUGUGCCUAAAAGGUCUGGCAUGACACCAGUUGUGAAAAAGGUAAAAGGCUUAACAUUGAAAUAAGUUCUCUCUGAUUGGCUCUGUCUAAGAAAAAAUGGUACUCGUACAGGCAGCUUGGAAAGCAUGUCUUCAUGAAUAGAUAAAUCCAUUUAACUAAAUCAAAUUCAGCUAUGCAGCUUUUUUCCACUGUAAUUUUUUUCAUAAAUAAGAUGCAGAAAUGAACUGCUUCAGGGCAAAAAAUGCAUUUUAACUAUAUGUUUAAUAAGCAAGCUAAUUGCUAGUGAAUACAUGCAUGUUUAUCAAAACACUGUUACAGAUAAAUAAUCAGUUAUAAAUUAUAACACCCCCCUCAAUUAUAUAUUUCACAUAGAGUAAGCAGUCAUAUUUACUGGCAAAAUAAGGCAUAAUUUACAACACACAACUUUUACUUGCAUUGGUAGGAAUAUAAAUAAUGAUGUAUUGAUUCAGUCUCACUACACUCUUGGCUCUGGGUAAGAGAGUUUUUGGAAAGUAGGUAGCAUAACAGUUCAGAUGUCCUAGAAGGAUGUCUUGUGAGAGACAGAAAGAAACUAGAAGUAAGCUUAAGAAAAGCUGUUGAGGAAUACAGUUUCCAGGAUGCAUUGAAUUUGAUUUUCAGUUCAGAUUUUAUAUUCUCUGUCUAAUAAUAAAAAAGAUUGUGUAUGAAAAGCUUUAUAUACUCUGCCAACAACUGGAAUUCUGUCACUUCCUGUAAAUAUGAAAAUUAUUUUUUUGACACAAAUGCACUUCUAUGGGUAGUGACUGUAUGCCAAUAAAAAGAGCAUACGAUCUCUGUAUUUAACU
Molecule: messenger RNA, 16245 nt
Organism: Camarhynchus parvulus
Lineage: Eukaryota; Metazoa; Chordata; Aves; Passeriformes; Thraupidae
Gene: PNISR
Product: PNN interacting serine and arginine rich protein
Exons: 11
Coding region: 11844-14318 (824 amino acids)
Cellular component (GO): presynaptic active zone; nuclear speck
Molecular function (GO): RNA binding
Source: RefSeq, a predicted model, not a curated record